Sinocyclocheilus rhinocerous is the source of this 3122-nucleotide messenger RNA. RefSeq names its product T-box brain protein 1-like. Gene Ontology annotation, cellular component: nucleus; chromatin. The coding region runs from base 143 to 2173 and encodes 676 amino acids. The record is from RefSeq and is a predicted model, not a curated record. The transcript has 6 exons. NCBI's taxonomy places the organism in Eukaryota, Metazoa, Chordata, Actinopteri, Cypriniformes, Cyprinidae. Gene Ontology annotation, biological process: regulation of transcription by RNA polymerase II; commitment of neuronal cell to specific neuron type in forebrain; cell fate specification. Gene Ontology annotation, molecular function: RNA polymerase II cis-regulatory region sequence-specific DNA binding; DNA-binding transcription factor activity, RNA polymerase II-specific.
CCGAGGACUGAAAAGCAAAGCCUUCCCUGAUUGCAGGCUAGUGUCAAUUGGCUAAUUUGCUGUCUUGCACAAAGUAGCUCGAACCGCAGGAAGGCGUUCGUUUUCUCUCGCGCUCGCGUUAAUUGCUAUUUGUCAUCGAGCGAUGCAGCUCGAGCCUUGCAUCUCGCCAGCUCUCGCGCGCUCCAAGAAAUGCAUGAUUGUGGGCAGUGGCUACCCAAACGCACAAGCAUCUGAGCUCGCCUUGCAGGACUACCCUAUUAUAUCUAUCGGCGACAACCUGGAGAGAAGUUCACCUCUGAAAAAAAACUCCGUUGGGAUGACGAAUCAGUCAGAGGCAGACAAUUUCGCCGACUCGAAGGACUCGUCAGGGGACGUCCAGCGAGGCAAACUCUCUCCUGAUCUUGACGGAGUCGGCGACAGUCGUCACACUUUCGAUGGAUCUGCGGGAGAAAGGUAUCUUCUGUCUCAGUCCAGUCAAGUGCAGCCGAGUCCCACCACCAUGUUUCCCUACCCGGGUCAGCAUGGACCGACGCACCCAGCUUUCUCCAUCGGCAGCCCGAGCCGGUACAUGGCUCACCAUCCGGUCAUCACGAACGGAGCUUACAACAGUCUGCUGAGCAACUCUUCUCCGCAAGGCUACCCGACGGCAGGCUACCCGUACGCGCAGCAGUACGGACACGCGUACCAAGGCACGGCUUUCUACCAGUUUUCCUCCGCUCAGGCCGGCCUCGUGCCCGGUAAAGCGCAGGUUUACCUCUGCAACAGGGCCCUGUGGAUUAAAUUUCACAGACAUCAAACGGAGAUGAUUAUUACCAAGCAAGGACGGCGAAUGUUCCCGUUUUUGAGUUUCAAUAUAUCUGGUCUUGACCCAACGGCGCAUUACAAUAUCUUUGUGGACGUGAUUCUUGCGGAUCCGAACCAUUGGCGCUUUCAAGGAGGAAAAUGGGUCCCGUGCGGCAAAGCGGACACGAAUGUGACAGGAAACAGAGUACACAUGCACCCGGAUUCGCCAAACACCGGUGCGCACUGGAUGCGUCAAGAGAUAUCCUUUGGAAAACUUAAACUAACCAACAAUAAAGGAGCAACGAACAACACAGGACAGAUGGUCGUCAUGCAGUCGCUGCAUAAAUUCCAGCCUCGACUGCAUGUGGUGCAGGUGAACGAGGACGGAACCGAGGACACGAGCCAACCCGGGCGCGUGCAGACGUUCACUUUCCCGGAGACGCAGUUUAUUGCGGUCACCGCAUAUCAAAAUACUGAUAUCACGCAGCUAAAAAUCGACCACAAUCCAUUUGCAAAGGGAUUCCGUGACAAUUAUGACACUGUCUACACAGGGUGCGACAUCGAUCGGUUGACGCCGUCCCCGGGUGACUCUCCGCGCUCUCAGAUCAUGCCUGGCGCAAGAUAUGCCAUGACUGGUUCUUUCCUGCAGGACCAAUUUGUCAGCUCGUAUGCCAAGUCCCGCUUUCACCCUGGCGUCGGAGGCGCUCCUGGCACGGACCGCAGCGUCCCACUUAGUAACAGCUUGCUCUCCCCGCAACAAACCGAGGAGACCACGGUGGCCUCCCCGCAGCGAUGGUUUGUCACCCCUGCCAACAACCGACUGGACUUUGCCGCCUCGGCAUACGAUGCUGCGGCGGCUGCUGAUUUCGCCGGUAACGCGGCCACCCUUCUGUCGUACGCGGCUGCCGGUGUUAAAGCGCUGCCCCUGCCCGGGGCGGGAUGCUCUAACAGACCUCUGGGGUAUUAUGGCGAGCCGCCGGGGUGGGGCACCCGCACGCCGCCGCAAUAUUGCAGCAAGUCCAGCUCCGUCCUGUCAUGCUGGCCGUCCAACUCCGUGGGGAGCCGAACGACCUCCUCCAGUUACCUGGUCCCUGGCCUCGAGGACGGAGACGCCAUCGCGCCCGAGAGGUCACCGCUAGGCGGGGCGGAUGAGUCCAAACCCAAAGACCUGUCUGAAUCCAGCUGGAUAGAAACCCCGUCCUCAAUUAAGUCGAUCGAUUCGAGCGAUUCUGGGAUUUUUGAGCAAGCCAAGCGGAGGAGGAUUUCGCCAUCUGCCACGCCGGUUUCCGAGACAUCGUCUCCAUUAAAAUCUGAAAUGUUGACGCCGAGGGAAUGCGAGAAAAACUGCUCCAAGGACAUCGGCUACUACAGCUUUUACCCCCACAGUUAGAAACUGUUCAAGAAACCUGUUCAAGGAUUCACGAGUGACGUAUAAUCUAUUUAUUCCUAUUUAUGUGCUUAUUUGUUUAUUUAUUCAUAAAUCUUGGUCGCGUCGUUCGAAGGACGUCACGCACCGAGUUUUAAACGAAAAACUUUGACAUGCCCGAAAACUUGAGCAAGCGGUUUUCGUUCCCAAAUGACAUUUUAAGGUUCUAACUGUCAAACCUAUUGUAAGUAUGGAAGAACUGUACAUAUUUGUAUUUAGCUAUCCAUUUGUGAUUUUCUUCUCGUUGAAUGUUGAUGUACAAUAUAGAAAACCGGAUUAGGUUUGUUUAAUGUACUUAGACGUUUGUUCGUUCGAAUAGCAACAUAUAUUAAAUAUUUUGAUGUUUGAAAAAAUAAGGAUACAACUCGUAUAGGUUCCCGGUUCAAGUUGUUAUGAAAAACAAUGGUCUGCCUGAACUGGAAGUAGCUAGCUGCUUACCUGUUGAAGAGGCCCCCAAAAAGAGUUCCUCUGACGCAUGUCUGUAGGAGGUCGGAUUUUAUGUAAGCUUAUAUUGAUGUUGCUUUUAGAGUCGCGUCGUCUGUUCGUAAAUAUCAUAUAGUAUGUAGGUUCAUUUUGUGAGCGUUUUGUGGACGUAUGCUUUUAACCACACCAGAGUAACUUAAUUUCUUUAUUUUUGUUGUUGUUUUUUUUUGGUAGAGAUAAAAACAUAGACUAUCAUUUAACCUAUUGCCAACCCAGACAUUUUCAUUUGUAUUUCAUGGGCUGUUUUCUCAUGAGAAAAACGCGAAUUAGGCCUGCUAAUGUGUAAAGGUAAUGUAAUUGUGGUGUGCUUAAUUGCAAUAAAUAUGACAGAAUGUGAAACCCUGGGCGAAGUACACAAGAAUCAAACUAAGCUGAUUUCAAAACCAAAUAUUUCUGUUCCAUUUUUCUCUACCUGUCUUGGAGAGGUAUA